Molecule: messenger RNA, 2035 nt
Organism: Danaus plexippus (monarch butterfly)
Lineage: Eukaryota; Metazoa; Arthropoda; Insecta; Lepidoptera; Nymphalidae
Gene: alc
Product: 5'-AMP-activated protein kinase subunit beta-1
Exons: 6
Coding region: 188-1030 (280 amino acids)
Biological process (GO): signal transduction
Cellular component (GO): nucleus; cytoplasm; nucleotide-activated protein kinase complex
Molecular function (GO): protein kinase binding
Source: RefSeq, a predicted model, not a curated record
UGAAAUAGUCAGUGACUUUGACAAUGACAAGAACUUGAAAAUGUUAUGCAGUUUGUUGUUUGAAAAUUAAAUACCUACCUGUUUUCAUAUAAUGUAUUUAUUAUUAAAAUAACUAGGGUAUUGAAAGAAAACAAAUUUUUGUGAUAUUAAAAUAAACGUUGAUCAAGUGACACACCGUCCAUUGAAUAUGGGCAAUGCGGGAAGUAAUCAACAAAAGGAAUGGCAUAAAGAUCAAGCCACAAAGCAUAUCGACAUAGGUUCAUCUUCUCCUGCAAAAGAAGGUGAAGCUUUUACGUUUGAUAAGAAAAUCGACGACGAUCGUACCUGCCGAGACGAUGACAACAACAUAGAAGACGGGGCUCCGUAUUAUACCAAAGCUGUACCUGAACACGAUGUAGAGGAAUCUGUCAUACGCGAGAGAUCCAACUCAUUUACUGAUGGAAUUAAAAUUGAGGAUGUUAAAGUAUUACCAACAGUAUUCAAAUGGGAAGGAGGGGGAAAACAAGUCUUUAUUAGCGGUACAUUUACGGACUGGAAAACUAUUCCAAUGGUGAAAUCUCAUGGUGAUUUUGUUACCAUUAUUGAUUUGCCCGAGGGUGAACAUCAAUAUAAGUAUUUUGUUGAUGGAGAAUGGCGUCACGAUCCAACUGUAAAACUUGUAGACAAUGGUAUGGGUUCCAAGAAUAAUUUGGUAACUGUUAAAAUGUCAGAUUUUGAAGUCUUCCAAGCCCUUGCAAAAGAUAGUGAGGGAAUUCAUAGUAGCGCACAAACUGAAUAUUCACAGGAAAUACCACAAUCGAAGCCUUGGGAAAAAGUUUCCGGGCCACCUAUUUUACCUCCGCAUCUUUUACAAGUUAUUCUAAAUAAAGAUACACCAUUAUCUUGUGAACCUACUUUAUUGCCUGAACCAAAUCAUGUGAUGUUGAAUCAUUUGUAUGCGUUAUCUAUAAAGGAUGGUGUUAUGGUUUUAUCAGCAACACAUCGUUAUAGGAAGAAGUAUGUUACGACAUUGCUUUACAAACCAAUUUAAAGGAGGCCUUAUGGUUACUAGUUGCAAAACUGUUGUAUGAUUAAUAUUUUUUUUAACCUCCCCGUGAUAUAAAUUCUGUAGAUAAUUUAAAUGUAAAAUUUGUGCAAUAUAAAGAAGCUUCUGUAAACUGUUUUAUUUGAUGCUUAUUCUGGAUCCCUUACUAAUUUGACAUUUUAAAAGAAUAAUUUAGAAAAGAAAUGUAUUUUGAAUGUAGUAAGUUUUCAAUGGAAGCACACCAAAGAGUUUUUAAUGUAUCUGUAAAAAGUUUUUAUUACAUUUCACAUUGGCCAACGACAUGUAACCAUAUUUUUUAAUUAUAAUUUUUGCCUUGUUAGGAUUAAAAGUUAUCAUACAUUAACAUUGUAUUAGAUAGAUUGCUUACAUGUGAUUUACAUUGUUAUACAUAUUAAUUAUUGUCUAGAAGGAAGAGUGGUUAAAUAUUAAAAAUAUAUUAUUAAUUUCAUAUAAGCAAUAAACAGCAAUGAAGGGGAACAAUAAUUUAUUAUUAAAUGUUUAACAGAUUAAAAAUUUAUAUAUAAAAAUAUUAUACAUACAAAUUAUUCACUGAAAUUAAUGAUAUAUAAUGUAGAAUUUAGAUCAAUUGUAUCAAUCACAGAAAAUUGUCUGCUGAGAUCCCAAAACUUAUAAUAAUACUGGUAAUACUAAUUUUGGUAGUUUCAUUUAUGAUUAAAUUACUUCAUAUAAUUUAAUUAUGAGAUUAUAUUAUGGUAUGGGUGCCAGGAAAGGGUAUAAAUGUGUUUCUAUAUCACUGGCUUUAAACUCUAGACAUACAUGAUCUCAUAGCUUUCUCGUUCACAAUACCCUUUAAUACAUCCUUUAGGCACCUAAUUCACUAAAUAAGAUAUCAAUUUAUAUUAUUUUAAACUUAUGUUCCCAUAAAAAUAUCAUUUUAAAUACCUAAUAAUAGUCACUUAUGAUUAGAAUAAUCUCAAUUAUCAUUUCUAUGUUUAUUUUCUGUUACUGGUAAUAAAGGUUUCUUAUCAA